This is a messenger RNA of Patiria miniata (bat star), 2716 nucleotides long. Its product is annotated as ubiquitin carboxyl-terminal hydrolase 5-like. The coding region runs from base 42 to 2447 and encodes 801 amino acids. NCBI's taxonomy places the organism in Eukaryota, Metazoa, Echinodermata, Asteroidea, Valvatida, Asterinidae. Gene Ontology annotation, molecular function: cysteine-type deubiquitinase activity; protein binding; zinc ion binding. Gene Ontology annotation, biological process: protein deubiquitination. The transcript is spliced from 22 exons. The record is from RefSeq and is a predicted model, not a curated record.
AGACUCAUUUUCACGCGGGAUUUCGCGUGAGUUAAAGCAAGAUGGCUGCGCUCAUGUUGCACGAUUUCAUCAACGAAGUUCGAGUUCCGCUUGGUGGAGACAAAAUCUUUAAAGAUGAAUGUGCCUUUUCCUUUGACAACCCCGAGAGUGACACAGGUCUCUAUGUCUGCAUGAAGACAUUUCUCGGCUUUGGCAAGGAGCACGUUCUGAGGCACUUCCACCACACAGGAAACAAAGUCUACCUCCAUCUCAAGACAGUCAAAAAGAAGAAGCCCAAGACACAGGAGGAGGAAGAAAAGCCCAAACCUACUAGAUUAGCAAUAGGUGUGGAGGGUGGCUUUGAUGUGGAGGAUCAGAACCAGUAUGAAUAUGAAGAGCACAACUCGGUGGUCAUCUUGCCAGACUACUUGGUGGUUCCACUGCCUGACCAAGACAUUCCUCUCAAGGUGCAGCAGGCCGUGACUGGGAUCCUUGCCGCUGAGUCGGCUUCUAGGCAGGAGCAAGUUGCUGCUUGGGAUGGAGAGGCACGUAAGGUCUCAAAACAUGCAGAAAACCUACUGCAGUUGGACAAUGGGGUCAAGGUGCCCCCUAGAGGCUGGAAGUGUAGCCGGUGUGACUUGACUGACAAUCUCUGGAUGAACCUGACGGACGGGGCUAUCCUGUGUGGACGGCGCUACUUUGAUGGAUCGGGGGGCAAUAACCAUGCCUUGGAGCAUUUUGGAGAAUUGAAGUAUCCACUGGCGGUCAAGUUGGGUACCAUCACUGCAAACGGUGCAGAUGUGUUUUCCUACGAUGAGGAUGACAUGGUGGAGGAUCCCAAGCUAGCCCAGCACUUGGCUCAUUUUGGAAUCAACAUGAUGAUCAUGGAAAAGACGGAUAAGACCAUGACAGAGCUGGAGAUUGACCUGAACACCAAGGUGGCUGAGUGGGAUGUGAUUCAGGAGGCUGGCAGCAAGCUGACGCCGCUGUAUGGAUCAGGCUACACGGGCAUCAGGAACCUGGGCAAUAGUUGCUACAUGAACUCAGUGAUGCAAGUUGUGUUCACAAUCCCAGAUUUUAUUCAAAAAUAUGCAAAUCAAACUGAAGUUAUCUUCUCAACCCCAGUGCAAGAUCCUACGUCAGACUUCAACAUCCAAAUGUCCAAGUUGGGCCACGGUCUUCAAUCGGGCAAGUAUUCCAAGGAGCCUCAGAGUAUUGAUGAGAGUGGUGAACCCCAGGAAUUGAGUCAGGAAGGCAUCACACCGCGAAUGUUCAAGGCUCUGAUUGGACGAGGCCAUCCCGAGUUCUCCACCAAUCGGCAGCAGGAUGCGGAAGAGUUCUUACUUCAUCUCUCCAACAUCAUUGAGCGCAAUAGUGUCGGCAGUAACAACCCGUGCGAUUGUUUCAAGUUUGAGCUUGAGGAAAGAAUACAGUGUGUGCAAUCAGGCCAAGUCCGCUACAAGAAGCGUUCUGACUUCCUUCUAUCAUUACCGAUACCGCUAGCUGCAGCCAUCAAUAAAGAGGAAGUUGCAGCCUAUGAGGCUAAGAAGAAGGAUCUCGAAGCCAAGAAGCAGCCAGUCGAUCCCAAGGAGCUAGUCCGGCCUCGCAUCCCUGUCUCAGCUUGCCUAGAGGCAUUCAUGGCCCCAGAGACUGUGGAGGAUUUCUUCAGCUCUGCCCUGCAGGCCAAGUCCGUGGCUACUAGGAGUGCAAAGCUGGCAACCUUUCCUGAUUUCCUGGUAAUACAACUGAAGAAGUUCACCCUCUCUGAAAACUGGGUGCCAAAGAAACUUGAUGUUGCAGUUGACAUGCCAGAUGAGUUAGACUUGACUGCUUACAGGGGCAGCGGACUCCAACCAGGGGAGGUGGAGUUACCUGAGGGAGACAGCCCCCCAGAACCAGAGCCAGAGAUUAGUGAGGAGACGGUGCAGCAAUUGAUGGACAUGGGUUUUGCCAGGGAGGGAUGCAAGAAGGCUGUCUACCACACCAAGAACUCUGGGGUGGAUGCUGCCAUGAACUGGGUCUUCCAACAUAUGUCUGAUGCAGAUUUCGCAGAGCCAUUGCAGCUAGCAGGGCCCAAGAAAGCGCCAGAGUUUGUCGUGAACGAAGACAGCAUAGCGAUGAUCUUGAGCAUGGGAUUUGGCAGAGAUCAAGCCAUCAGAGCACUCAAAGCAACGGAUAACAACAUAGAGCGAGCAGCUGAUUGGAUAUUCAGUCACCUGGAUGAUCCAGUCGCCAUGGAAACAGGCCAAGCUGAAGCCCAGCCUGCUGUCCAACGAUGCCGCGACGGGAACGGAAAGUAUCGGUUGAUGGCCUUCAUCAGUCACAUGGGAACAUCCACCUCCUGUGGCCACUACGUCUGUCACAUCUUCAAAGAUGGCAGAUGGGUCAUCUACAAUGAUCGUAAAGUUGCAAUGUCUGCGCAUCCCCCUAAGGACCUUGGCUACUUGUACUUCUAUCAACGUCUAUAAAAAUGUCAACUGUAUGACACCAUGCAAACACCAAUCUUAAUAAUGCAUUGCCUUGACCAAUAAGUGUUCAGUAGGUCUUGUGACCAUGAGACUUUCAAAAGUUCUCGUUUGUAAGUUUGGUGUUGUCACUGAGUAGGAUAACACUUAAAGGGACAUUACAGGCUGGAAUGCAUCCAAUUGGGCUACAAAACGCAUUUUAAACAAAAUGAUCUUAAAUGGAAAGCGCUUUAAAAGUAGAAUUAAAUGUCCACACAACCAUCCUUUAAAAA